CCGGCCAUUAAACCAGAAGAAGAAGAAGGUCAUGUACCCAGAACUGAGUUGUGGUAGUGUAAGUGCCGCAUUAAAGUACAUGUGUUUACAUCAAAGAUGCUCCUGUCAUCCUUGCGAACUUUAGUUUCGAGUGGUUGUAGAACCUCUGGGAAAGGACUGCAGCUCAGUAUUACUCAGCGACCUGUACUAAGGCAGUGGGUAGCGAGGAGGGGCCACACUACCAUCGUAGCGGAGGCUGGUUCCACAUCCUCGUCAGUUGCAGCCUCCGUGCCCAACGCGGCUACCAAUCGCAUUGUCGGACGAUGGCUGUUGGGCUGCAGCGGCCUGGUGGUGGGGGCAGUCGUUCUGGGAGGUGUAACCAGGCUGACGGAGUCCGGUCUCUCCAUGGUGGACUGGCACCUGGUCAAGGAGAUGAAGCCUCCACAGACCCAGGCAGAGUGGGAGGCAGAGUUCCAGAAGUACCAGCAGUUCCCAGAAUUUAAAAUAAUGAACCACAGCAUGACGCUGACAGAGUUCAAGUUCAUCUUCUACAUGGAGUGGGGCCACCGCAUGUGGGGGAGGCUGGUGGGCCUGGCUUACAUCCUCCCCACGGUGUACUUCUGGAGGAAGGGCUACUUCAGCCGCCCCAUGAAGGGCUGCGUCCUGGGGCUCUGCAGCUUUGUCUGCUUCCAGGGCCUGCUGGGGUGGUACAUGGUGAAGAGCGGACUGGAGGAGAAGCCGGACUCGUAUGACGUCCCACGGGUCAGCCAGUACCGGCUGGCGGCUCAUUUGGGCUCCGCCCUGGUGCUGUACUGCGCCAGUCUGUGGACUGGGCUCUCCCUGAUACUGCCCACUAACAAGCUGCCUAACACACAUCAGCUCAUGCAGCUCAGGAGGGUCGCCAAGGGAACCGGAGGCCUUGUGUUUCUCACAGCUCUCUCAGGUGCGUUUGUAGCAGGGCUGGACGCAGGCCUGGUCUACAACUCGUUCCCAAAAAUGGGGGAACGCUGGCUGCCCGACGACCUCCUGGCCUUCUCCCCCACUCUCAAGAACUUCUUUGAGAACCCGACAACAGUGCAGUUCGACCACCGCAUUCUGGGAAUCAGCACCAUGCUGGCUAUCACAGGCCUCUACCUGUUCUCCAGGAGGAUGCACCUGCCCAGGAGGGCCAAAAUUGCCAUCGGCUGCCUGACAGCCAUGGCCUAUGCACAGGUAGGUCUUGGCAUCAGCACCCUGCUGCUCUACGUGCCCACCCCUCUGGCAGCCACGCACCAGUCUGGCUCGCUGGCUCUGCUCUCCCUGGCUAUCUGGGUCCUGACUGAACUGCGGCGGGUCGCCAAGUGAGCCACAGGAUCCUAGCCCUGCAGGACUUCCUGUCUGCUCAGCCUGUGUCAGAUAUGUUAAAGUUUUGGAUUCAAAUGCUUUACUGAGCUUACAUUUUACAUUUUAGUUUUGGCAGACGCUUUUUAUCCAAAGUGCAUAGGUUCUUCCACAAGUUAAAGCAUCACAUCCAUAACUAGUAAAAUACACAUGAAGGGCUGUUCUAAACAAAAAUACGGUCAUCGUAAGUACAAUUAUUAUUUUUUUCCGGUUAGACAAGAGGGAUAUCGAUAAGGGGGGCGGGGGGGAAUCAGGAGGGAGGACUAAGGUACAGCUUGGUGUCUGAGAACCUAUGGAAUGCUCUCAAGAAGUGCUAACCCCACCUUCUCGUCCUCUUGGUUGGCUCAGUUGCACCAGGCAAGAAAAAUUGAGCAGAGAAAAGUAUUUGAAUCCAAAGCAAUUAUGUAUUUUACCCAGGGCUGGUGUGUGUUAAAUUCCCAAAAUGUGUCACAAUCCGGUCUCACCUGUAUAGGAAAAAUGCUGGCUGCAUUUACACUACCGCGUAGUUGCAGUGCAGAGCUCUGGCCUGCAGAUGGCAAACCUGGGCAAGAAUCUGUGCAGUGGUUUGUAAGUUUAAUGCAAUGCAACAAGAUUUACUGAUUCAUUAUGAUUAGUUCACUAUUAUGUACAGCUGUCCAAAUCACUCUGCAAAUGCAUUAUUUUGGGUGAAUGUGUGCCUGUGUGCUCACAUGGAAAACAUCAUAGCUUUUUCAGCAAUGUGUUGUUUUCAGAUAAGGGGGGGUCACACAAUGGUCAGUCUCAUUUCCAAAUUCAUUGGCCCUCAUGCAAGAACAUACAUCGUAUUUUUAUCAUGAAUUGAAGCGUGCCACUUCAGAUUCAGUUGUCCGUUAUAAUACGGUCCUGUAGGUGGGUUCCUUCGGAUAGAUGGCCAAUGGGAUUAACCAGAACAAGGGGCGUCUCCCACAUACUGUAAUCAGUACCUGAUUAGGCAGACUGUGGUUCAUUGGUUUUUGGAAAACUUCAUAAUGUGGCAGCCUGUUGAUGAACUCUCUUAUUCAACAGUCCACUAAAAUAAGUUUCUGAAAACAUUUGAGAUGAGAAAUAAACAAUUCAGUUGCUGAAACGUGCACUGGAAGCCUUUCAUAGGAAAUUAACGGAAUGCAUUGUUUACAUGUUUACAUUAGGUCGGGACCACUCAAAAAAAGUUGUUCUUAUCUAAGAAAAAAUUCCAAAUAAGAGAUAAUUGGUAAGUUCGCUUAAAUCACUCGUACAAGCAUUUUAAGAACAAAUCUGUUCAUACGAGUGGUUCUUGCAGGAGAUCCAUUGAAUUGUAAAGAAGUCAAUGUGAAGUCAGAAAUAUUGAUGAAGAUGUACAGAAGAUGUACAUUUAAAUUAUUUGGAAUUUUUAAAAUACCAUUACUGUUGGAAUAAAUUGUUUUGAUAUAAGAAACACGUUUAUGGAAUCGGGACAGGGUUUUGGGUUGAUCGUUUAUAUUGUGGUCCCCAUGGGACCUUGUAAAUCCUGUCCCUGUUUCCCUUUGUCAUGAUAACUGGCUUUUCGCUGGGAGAUUGCUGUCCGAGUGCGUGGAUAAAUAACAGUCCUAAUGGUAAUUUAUUUUUCAAAAUUUCUUCGUUUAAAUUAUAAACUUUUUUUUUUGUAAAUCAUUUGCAGAGUGUUUAUUUAAAUUAAAGGAUGUACUCAAUUGUGUCCACUUCUCUGACCAUUGAACUAUUCAUAUUCUAGAGAGGCAAAGAGAUAGAGUGGUUAAUUCAUGGUUUAUGUCCAUUAUAGAUUCAUACCAAAAUAUUAAAUUUCAGUUUACUUCAAAAUAAAUACAAUAAAUAAAAUAUGCUUGAAUCAACAUUAAA
Messenger RNA from Conger conger (European conger), 3189 nucleotides. It is a transcript of the gene cox15, whose product is annotated as cytochrome c oxidase assembly protein COX15 homolog. Gene Ontology annotation, biological process: heme A biosynthetic process. Gene Ontology annotation, cellular component: mitochondrial inner membrane. NCBI's taxonomy places the organism in Eukaryota, Metazoa, Chordata, Actinopteri, Anguilliformes, Congridae. The transcript is spliced from 9 exons. The coding region runs from base 97 to 1323 and encodes 408 amino acids. Gene Ontology annotation, molecular function: oxidoreductase activity, acting on NAD(P)H, heme protein as acceptor. The record is from RefSeq and is a predicted model, not a curated record.